AUGGAGAAGAAAAUGGGAAGGUCUUCCUCGGUAAAAUGCCAGUUAAACCAAACUGAUCUGCCAUAUAGUGAAAAGAUUAUUGCCAUGCCGCUCCUGCCAAAAUUCAAGGUAUCUCAAAUAGAUAUGUAUGAUGGAUCUAAGGAUCCCGUGGACCAUCUAGAGAACUUUAAAGUCCACAUCACACUCCAUUGUUUCCUUGGAAAAAUUGCUUGCCGAGCUUUCCCCUUGAGCCUAAAGGUGACAACAAGAGGGUGGUUCGGAACCCUCAAGCAGAGGUCAAUAAACAGUUUCAAACAACUGGCUAAGCAGCUCCUGAUGCAGUUCAUGCCCAACAGGAGACAUAGGCGCCCAACUGUCUAUCUGCUAACAGUCAAACAGAAAAAAGAUAAAAACCUAAAGGCCUACCUUACCCAUUUCAACAAGGAAAUGCUAACAAUAGAUGACCAGGACAAGAAGAUUACCCUCGCCACCCUUCUGGGUGGGAUCUGGCUGUGUAGUCCCUUCAUGGUUGAAUUGUCUGGAAAGACCCCUACCAACCUAAGGGAAUUUAUGGAUAGGGAGGAUGAUUUUGUUAACGCCGAAGAUACCUUACAAGCAUUGGUAGAUCUAAGGAAAGAACAAAAUAGGACUGAACGGAGGAAUGGGCAAGUUGACAGGAAGCCUAGAUCAAAUCAUUAG
Molecule: messenger RNA, 678 nt
Organism: Carya illinoinensis
Lineage: Eukaryota; Viridiplantae; Streptophyta; Magnoliopsida; Fagales; Juglandaceae
Exons: 1
Coding region: 1-678 (225 amino acids)
Source: RefSeq, a predicted model, not a curated record